AUGGGCCUUGAAGGCCAUGAGCCGCUUCCUACGGACGAGAGUCACACCUUGGCGCCUACAUCACUAAAUAGGCUGAAUAGUUCCCGGAAAAGCUGUUGCCAGCUUGUCUACGUCAUAUUUUCAGGUGAGGAAGAACCAGAUCGGGGACAAUGGACGGGAAAAUUCGAUUUUCUGAUGAGUAUGAUCGCCUAUGCCGUGGGACUUGGCAAUGUAUGGCGUUUCCCGUACCUAUGUUUCAAGAAUGGAGGUGGAUCAUUCCUUGUUGUAUAUGCGAUAUUUUUCUGCCUGGCUGCUGUACCAAUUUUUAUUAUGGAAGUGACCAUAGGACAAUAUCUACAACGAGGCGCCAUGGAAAUGUGGAGAAUGUGUCCGAUUUUCAAAGGCGUUGGUAUCGGAAAUGUUGUGAUCGCUUUUAUGUGUAUAGCGUAUUUCUGUGUGAUCGUCAGCUGGGCGAUUUUCUAUAUGAUCUCGUCGUUUGCCAGUGUAUUUCCAUGGGAAACAUGCGAUAACUACUGGAACGACCACACGUGUGUUACGGGAAAAGAGAGCCCAGCCGCGUUAGCGAAACUCUCGCGAAAUCUCACCAGUAUGGGAAUGAUGACGCAAACGUCCGUGGAACAAUUCUGGGAAAACCGUGUACUACAGCAGACGUCGUCGAUCGAAAACUUUGGAGGCAUACAGUGGGAGCUGCUGGCGAUUAUGUUCCUCGCUUGGGUUAUUGUAUAUUUUGCCCUAUGGAAAGGAAUCACGCAAGCCAGAAAG
Molecule: messenger RNA, 762 nt
Organism: Ostertagia ostertagi
Lineage: Eukaryota; Metazoa; Nematoda; Chromadorea; Rhabditida; Trichostrongylidae
Source: the annotation of a GenBank genome assembly